Molecule: messenger RNA, 1746 nt
Organism: Colletotrichum karsti
Lineage: Eukaryota; Fungi; Ascomycota; Sordariomycetes; Glomerellales; Glomerellaceae
Product: putative zinc finger transcription regulator Pac1
Exons: 4
Coding region: 1-1746 (581 amino acids)
Biological process (GO): positive regulation of transcription by RNA polymerase II
Cellular component (GO): nucleus
Source: RefSeq, a predicted model, not a curated record
AUGUCGACCAAGCAAGAGCACGAGUCGUCAGGGAGCAACUCCCCCAAGAGCAGCACUCCCGCUCCCUCAACAACCACCAGCAACACCUCCCAGAGCACCGGCAACGCCAGCGCCGAUGACAACCUCAUCUGCAAAUGGAACAGCUGCAACCUGAAGUUUGUCACGCCCGAGGCUCUCUAUGAGCACAUCUGCGAGCGCCAUGUCGGUCGCAAGAGCACCAACAACCUCAACCUGACUUGCCAGUGGAACUCCUGCAGGACGACCACCGUGAAGCGUGACCACAUCACCUCUCACAUCCGUGUCCACGUUCCGCUCAAGCCUCACAAGUGUGAGUUCUGCGGCAAGUCCUUCAAGCGCCCCCAGGAUUUGAAGAAGCACGUCAAGACCCAUGCCGACGACUCGGUGCUCGUCCGAUCACCUCAGAACCAGGGCCUGAACGGCUAUCGGGCGCAGCCUGGCAAAGCUUCUUCUAGCUACUAUGAUCAUAAUGGCCACAUGAGGACUAACUCGGCCGCCUUCGCACACCAGGCUGGGCAUGCUAGCUACUAUGCACCCCAACCAUCUACAAACUAUGGACUGUACUUCAACCAACAACCCUUGAACCCUCCCCGAACUGAGUACAUCGGCCACCACCCUGGCGGCUACGACAACCGGAAACGCGCCUUCGACAUGGUCGACGAUUUCUUCGCACACGCCAAGCGUCGCCAGGUCGACCCCACCUCCUACCAGCAGGUUGGCCGAUCCCUUCUCCCUCUUCACGGCGCCCUCGGCCUUCACGCCGGCCCCAUGCCCGGCUCCGACUACAUGGCGGCCCCUCCCCCGCAGCACGUUCAGCAGCACCACCAGCACGUCGGUGGUGCUCCCUCUGGUCCUGGCCCUCUGACCCAGCAGUACUACUUGCCGCCCAUGCCCAACGCCCGCACCAAGAGCGAUCUCAUCCAAAUCGAUCAAAUCUUGGAGCAAAUGCAGAGCACCGUCUACGAGAACGCAAACCAGGCCACCCAAGGAAUUCACAUCCACGGCCAGAACACGUUCGACCUCCGCCACAGCCCCUCGCCCCCUGGCGGCCACAGAGGCUCCGCCGCUGGCAUUUCGGUCACCCACGGAGGCUACGAUGCCGUGUCCGCUGCUCACAUGGCGUCGCCUCUCACUGCCAUCUCCUCCACCGGAACACCCGCCGUCACUCCCCCCUCAAGCACCAUGUCUUACACUUCUGGUCACUCGCCCAGCCCCUCUUCUUCCGGCAUGUCUCCUCAAUCGAGACACAGCUCAACCGCCUCCUCAGUCAUGUACCCCAACCUCCCUGCCGUCAGCUCCGUCUUCCCCGGUCAGUCAACCACAUCAACUCUCGGACCCAGCUUCGACAGCAACGAGCGCCGACGCUACUCGGGCGGCAUGCUCCAGCGUGCUGCCCCCUCGUCGCCUAGGUCGCCUCGCAUCAUGGAGGACUCCUCCGGCGUCACCACCCCCAAGGCGGAGUCUGUCGCCUCGUCUGUCGGUUCUCCUUCCUCCGAAUCGGACAUGAGCGAGGGCGCUCGUGACCGCGAGGAGAAGUACGACCAAUGGUUGGAGAACAUGCGCACCAUCGAGGCCCUUCGCGAGUACAUCCGCGAGCGGAUAGAUCGCAACGACUUCGCCUCCGAGGAGGCUGCUGCCAACCGCCUCAAGUCUCCUGAGCCCAUGGAGGUUGACGCGAAACCCGGCCCGGCGGCGCCGCUCUACCCCGUCCUGCGCAUGCCCAACUGA